AUGGAGCUGCAAAGUGCUAUCAAGUGCUUUUUCCUUCAAUAUUGGAAACUCAGAUACUUCGAUGAACGUGACAAUGAUGACGAUGACGAUGGCGACGCGAUCAUGCCCUGGCAGCACUUCCUCGUCACCGCUGAUGGAGUUUCGCUUCGACCUGAGCGGUUCCCUUCUGAAGGGUCUCGGCCCGUGGCUUCUGCCCUCACGACACGUCCAAGUACGGCCUUCCUCCAUGGCACCGGCGGCGCUGCAGACCGUGCUGUUGCCCGCUGCCGAGCCAGCACCUCCCACACCCCGCGAGGCUAUGCCGCUGAAGACUUCAACCACGGACAGCCAAAGGGCCCUGAAGGGCUCAAGACUAGGUCUUUGCUGGACGUGGUGCUUGCCCGGAUUGCUCUAGGAGUUGGGAGGUCUACCCACCUCUGCAUCUUGAUUCUGUGUCGGGAUCACGAUGGCAGUCGCAACUUCAGCCCCCAAGUCGGGCAGGACUUGGAUGAGGCCAACACUCCGGAUGCCAGGGAACCGGCCGCAAUCCCAACAGCGCCGCUCGACCUGCGGACGGAGGAUGGGAUUUCUUUUCUGGGCGUAGAGCUCCUGCCGGUCUUCGCGCUGGAGGUGGGUGGCCAAAGUCUGCGCUCCGACGUGCCAAAGAAGGAUCUGCGCAUCAUCCACGGCCCAGCUAUCACGCAGGGAAGGAAGAUCGGCAGCUGCUUGCCACUGCUGCUUGGGCGGUCGCCGCAGCGGAGUUACUGGCAGCGCCUGCUGAACCCAGAUGCCCUUUAUGCCUUGUCGCGCCAGCAUUUGCAGAUUGAGGUCGGGGACGAAAUUUCUCUCACAAGCCGAAGCGCAGCUUUCUACGUGAGGAACCUCAGCGCCUCGAACCCCAUCCGCCUUUGCAGGACACUGGUUCCAGAGGAAUUUGCCUCUGCCGUUCCCCUGAGCCACGGGGGCCGGAGGCCGCUCCAGCACAGCGACAUCAUCGUCCUGAACCCCGUCCAGGGUUUCUCUCUUUGGUUGGUCUUCCGCGACCUCUUCACAGACCAGGCCUCAAGGUCAGAGGCCCGGGCCUCGGGCGACAUCCCGACAGACCCCGCUUUGGCGCUUAGAAGAACCGAUGUCUUUGAAGCGAAUGCCAAGGAGGGGGCCCGGCCAGCCACGGAGAUCAAUGCCAAUGCAAGCGAGUCGAAAGAAGGAGACGUUGCCGAGGAGGUGUGA
This is a messenger RNA of Symbiodinium natans, 1209 nucleotides long. Lineage: Eukaryota; Dinophyceae; Suessiales; Symbiodiniaceae. The record is from the annotation of a GenBank genome assembly.